Penicillium cosmopolitanum is the source of this 1671-nucleotide messenger RNA. RefSeq names its product putative prenylcysteine lyase. Gene Ontology annotation, biological process: prenylcysteine catabolic process; prenylated protein catabolic process. Bases 1 to 1671 code for a protein of 556 amino acids. The record is from RefSeq and is a predicted model, not a curated record. The transcript is spliced from 2 exons. Lineage: Eukaryota; Fungi; Ascomycota; Eurotiomycetes; Eurotiales; Aspergillaceae. Gene Ontology annotation, molecular function: prenylcysteine oxidase activity.
AUGUAUUUCACCCGGUGCUCGAGUUGCCUAUGGCUUCUCAACGCAUUGAUCACUUUAAUUCCAAGCAGCUAUGCGGCUCAGCAGCAGCCGUUGCACCUAGCUACUAAUGACGUCUCCAAGCGGGUCGCUAUCAUCGGAGCUGGAGCUGGGGGCUCAUUUGCAGCAUACGAAUUGCGUAAACUUGCAGAUGAGGCUGGUAUCCCUCUCAACAUGACCAUAUAUGAGCGUGCCUCGUAUAUCGGUGGCCGCUCAACUACGGUCGAUGCCUUUGACGACCCAGCCUAUCCAAUCGAACUAGGUGCUUCCAUCUUCGUCCAGGUCAACGAAAUACUCGUGAAUGCAUCACGCGAUCUCGGUCUUGGUGUUCGCAGCGCCGACCACGCCCGACCCAAGGAAGCCGAGGAGUCCAUCGGUAUCUGGGAUGGAACGCAGUUUGUCUUUACACUCAAAAAUAGCUAUAGUUGGUGGAACAUUGGCCGGCUCUUCUGGCGAUAUGGUCUAGCGCCGCUCUACACACAGAACUUGAUGAAGAAUAUCGUGGGCAGGUUUCUACGUCUUUACGAGGAACCGAUUUUCCCAUUCCAGUCACUUUCCGAGGCUGCGGCAGAGGUUGAUCUGUUGGAUGCAACCUCAACACCUGGAAAUCAAUUUCUUGAUACCAACGGAAUUGGGCAGCUGUUUGCUCGGGAGAUCAUUCAAGCGAGUACCCGUGUGAACUAUGGUCAGAAUUUGGCGGUCAUCCACGGCUUGGAAUCGAUGGUCUGCAUGGCCACAGAUGGGGCAGUGUCAAUCGACGGUGGAAAUUGGCAGAUAUUCGACGGUGCAGCCAAAGCUUCCAAGGCGGGUGUGCGAUUGAACACAACUGUCACGGCAAUCGAACGGAAGGACGAUGGUACAGUUCGAAUUAUUUCUCACCCGACAGGGGACUUGGACUCAGUACAGUCAUCCGAAGAGGCGGAGUACGACGAGGUUAUCAUUGCAGGACCGCUCCAGUACUCUGGCAUCUCCAUUUCUCCCCCAUUGGAUCAUAUCCCUGACGAAAUCCCCUACAUUAAAUUGCAUGUAACACUCUUUUCGACUCCUCACCGUAUCUCACCGGCAUACUUUGGCCUUGAUGGAAAGAAUGCCCGUACUCCAGAGGCGAUUCUUACCACUCAUCCAGAGGGUGACUGGCCCAGCGAUGACCCGUCAGGAGUCGGCCCAGCUGGAUUCUGGAGCAUCAGCACACUGCGAACAGUGACUCGAACAGCCAUGAAGGAUGGCGAAGAGGUCCCCGAACAACAUUAUGUGUAUAAGAUCUUCUCGCCGGAGCGACCCUCCGCUAAAAUGAUCGCUCAGGUAUUCGACAUCGAAUAUAAUGACACCAGCUCAGUGGUCAUUCCACGAACCAACACGAGCAUUGGUGACCUUCCGAAGAGCGAGAUUAGCUGGUUCCACGAGAAAGUCUGGAAUCCGUAUCCAGUUUUGUACCCCCGAGUGACAUUUGAGGAAACCCUUUUGGCCCCGAGAGUGUGGUACACAAGUGGGAUCGAGAGCUUUAUCUCCACCAUGGAGACAAGUGCAUUGAUGGGACGGAACGUGGCGGCGCUCAUGCUGCAGUCGUGGCAGCAAAAUAGUAAGCAGGGUAAUCGCAGCAAUGCGGCAUCCUUCAAGCCGAGGACUGAACUGUGA